AUGCAGCGCAACUACCAGCGAGUGCGAGAGACGCCUUUCGAUCUGUACACGGAACGCGAUGCGCUGCCGUGGUACUUCAGGACCAUUGCCAUCACUGCCUCAUGGCUCGCUCUGGGCGGAUACAUUGUAUUCUCACUCGUCUUCACCUCUGCCGAAGACAACAUCAAAGUGUCCCGCACUUUCCUGACCGUUCUCGCCGCAGUGCUCCUCGUUGUCGGCUACGGCGCCAUCACGGCUGUCGCAUAUUUCAGUCGCAGCCUGCUCUUUCUCUUCGAUGCCGUUUUGCUCCCGAUUUUGACCUCUUCUUUUAUGGGCGUCUUCGUAACCGUCAUGAACCAUGCUCUUCACAAAAAGUUCCCUAUUCCGACCCAGGUAUACAUCUACGUCCCGUUGGUGCUCGCAAGCACCACCACUGUUGGGUCCGGCGUCCUCAGUUUUCUCACCUACAGAAAGAUAAACAAAAUUAAAGAGUUGGACAGGCAACGAAGACAACAUGUUCAGAGGUGGGAUAGAAGCUCCUAUGUCAGCUACGGCGAUGCUGCCUCCACGACGGAGUUAAUACCAAUGACACCCUGGACGGUGAACAACAUCCCGGAAGAUGAGGCACAGCGUCGACAACUUCUCCGACUGUUACUCACCCGAGACUCGGCAGAGUCCCCCAAUCACCGAAACUCUCAGAGCACCUACCACAUCACCCUACCGACCGACGACGUGGGAUCUGACGGGUUGGAAGUGGUCCAGCCGGACAUGCGACCCCGUAGCGACAGCCUUCCUACUGCCACCAGCAAAUGGCAGGCGUCGAACAAGCUAUCAAGAGAUCGAAGCCCGACUGUCGAGAGCGGGGCCUCUAAAGAAGUUCGAGAGCGGCGUCGGGAGGAGAUCGAGAGAUCGUCCAUCCUGCUGACUCCAGGAACCGAAAAUGGGACAUGGCCACACACCCCAGGAUCAUCGCAGUCCCAGACGUUCUCUCAUUCCCCGAACUCGGUCUUGAAAGGGUCGACGAGGUAUGCAUAG
Molecule: messenger RNA, 1014 nt
Organism: Fonsecaea erecta
Lineage: Eukaryota; Fungi; Ascomycota; Eurotiomycetes; Chaetothyriales; Herpotrichiellaceae
Exons: 1
Coding region: 1-1014 (337 amino acids)
Source: RefSeq, a predicted model, not a curated record